GAAACUUUUCGCGGGCUUUGGGUACUCCGCGCGAAAAAUUAAGAAAACUCUUUUACGGUCGCCAAGAGUGUGCUGUCCGUUUCGAUCAAAAUGGCUGAUUCAUCUGAAUCUUAUCAUAUGAUAACAAGCCCCCGCAGCUCUCGGCGUGGGGAUGCUUUGACAUCAAGUCCAGGACGGGACCUUCCUCCAUUUGAAGAUGAGUCUGAAGGUCUUCUUGGAGCAGAAGACCUCCCUGACGAAGAAGAUGAUGGAGAAGAACUGAUUGGAGAAGGCAUGGAGAGAGAUUAUCGUGCAAUUCCUGAGUUAGAUAUUUAUGAAGCAGAGGGUCUGGAUGAUGAGGAUGUAGAAGAAUUAACAGCUAGCCAGCGAGAGGCAGCAGAACUAACCAUGAGACGGAGGGACAGAGAAUCUGGUGGCAGACUGGGACGCAUUCGGAUGGACCUGUUAUAUGACAGUGAAGAUGAGGAUGAAGAUCGCCCAGCUCGUAAGAGACGGAUGGCAGAGCGGGCUGCUGAAGGAGCUGCAGAAGAAGAUGAGGAGAUGAUUGAGAGUAUUGAGAAUCUAGAAGACAUGAAGGGCCACUCAGUUAGGGAAUGGGUAUCCAUGGCAGCACCUAGACUUGAAAUCUACCACCGCUUCAAAAAUUUCCUGAGAACUCACGUUGACGAACAUGGGCACAAUGUCUUCAAGGAGAAAAUUAGCGAUAUGUGUAAAGAGAACAAGGAAAGCUUGGUGGUGAACUAUGAAGAUAUAGCUGCCAGGGAACACGUGUUGGCUUACUUUUUGCCUGAAGCACCUGCAGAGAUGUUGAAAAUCUUUGAUGAAGCUGCAAAAGAGGUUGUGUUGGCAAUGUAUCCAAAAUAUGACCGUAUUGCUAAGGAAAUUCAUGUCCGUAUUUCAAACCUUCCACUAGUGGAAGAACUUCGCUCCCUCAGACAGCUGCAUUUGAAUCAACUGAUCCGUACAAGUGGCGUAGUAACCAGCUGCACAGGAGUCCUACCACAACUCAGUAUGGUGAAGUACAACUGUAAUAAAUGCAGUUUUAUCUUGGGGCCCUUUUUCCAGUCCCAGAACCAAGAGGUGAAGCCAGGCUCCUGUCCAGAAUGCCAGUCGACUGGGCCAUUCGAAAUAAACAUGGAAGAGACUGUGUACCAGAACUACCAGCGCAUCACAAUUCAAGAGAGCCCUGGGAAGGUAGCUGCCGGAAGACUGCCCCGUUCCAAAGAUGCCAUUCUGCUUGCAGAUUUGGUAGACAGUUGCAAACCAGGAGAUGAAAUUGAGUUGACUGGUAUCUAUCAUAAUAACUAUGAUGGAUCCCUAAACACUGCCAAUGGCUUCCCUGUGUUUGCCACAGUCAUUCUAGCAAAUCAUAUUACUAAGAAGGAUGACAAAGUGGCAGUGGGUGAGCUGACAGAUGAAGAUGUGAAGGCCAUUGUUGCGUUAUCCAAGGAUGAAAGAAUUGGAGAGCGGAUCUUUGCCAGCAUUGCCCCAUCAAUCCAUGGUCAUGAAGAUAUUAAGAGAGGAAUUGCACUGGCUCUUUUUGGUGGUGAACCAAAGAAUCCAGGUGGCAAACACAAAGUCCGUGGAGACAUUAAUGUUCUGCUGUGUGGAGACCCAGGUACAGCUAAAUCACAGUUCUUGAAAUAUGUGGAGAAGGUAUCCAGUCGGGCAGUCUUCACUACUGGCCAAGGAGCAUCUGCUGUCGGUUUAACUGCGUAUGUUUCAAGGAACCCAGUCAGCAAAGAGUGGACAUUGGAGGCUGGGGCUUUAGUGCUUGCAGAUAGAGGUGUAUGUCUGAUUGAUGAGUUUGACAAGAUGAAUGAUCAGGAUCGAACCAGCAUUCAUGAAGCCAUGGAGCAGCAGAGUAUUUCCAUCUCUAAGGCAGGCAUAGUCACUUCUCUUCAAGCUCGAUGUACUAUUAUUGCAGCUGCUAACCCUAUAGGUGGUCGCUAUGAUCCUUCAUUGACCUUCUCCGAGAAUGUUGAUCUGACAGAGCCUAUUGUAUCUCGAUUUGAUAUUCUUUGUGUGGUGCGUGAUACUGUUGAUCCUGUUCAGGAUGAGAUGCUGGCUCGAUUUGUAGUAAAUAGUCACAUAAAGCACCAUCCAAACAACAAAGAUAUCAUGGGUACUGCAGAUGAAGUGGUUCUUCCAAAUCCGUAUGGUGUGGAGCCGAUACCUCAAGAAUUGCUGAAGAAGUAUAUUAUCUAUUCGAAAGAGAAGGUCCACCCUAAGCUAAAUCAAAUGGACCAGGACAAGGUGGCAAAAAUGUACAGUGAUUUGCGAAAAGAGUCCAUGGCCACUGGGAGUAUCCCUAUUACAGUACGUCAUAUUGAGUCAAUGAUCCGUAUGGCUGAAUCACAUGCUCGCAUGCACUUGCGUGAUUAUGUGGUUGAAGAUGAUGUGAACAUGGCUAUUCGGGUAAUGCUGGAAAGCUUCAUUGACACCCAAAAAUUCAGUGUCAUGAGAAGUAUGAGGAAGACAUUUGCUCGUUACUUGGCAUUUAGACGGGACAAUAAUGAGCUGCUGCUUUUUGUUCUGAAGCAGCUGGUAGCAGAGCAGGUGACGUACCAGCGUAAUCGUUAUGGGGCACAGCAGGACACCAUUGAGGUUCCUGAGAAAGACCUAGUAGACAAGGCUCGACAGAUCAACAUUCAUAACCUGUCUGCAUUUUAUGAUAGCGACUUGUUCAAGAUGAACAAAUUUAGCCAUGAUGUGAAGCGGAAGCUGAUUUUGCAGCAGAUCUGAACACAGGAUAUACAUUGAAAAAUGUAUGGUCUUGGCCAAAGUUUGCAAACUGAUUUAAUCCUGCAUAUUGGUUUCUUUCUGCAGAAUUGCUAGAACAGUUUCACUUUGCAGUGGGCUUGGCAGGAUGUUAAUUUCCAAGCACUUUUUCACUUUUCUGCAGAAUUUCCAGUUAUCCUGUGCUUUUCAGGUAGUGGCUUUAUUUUGGAGAGUGCUCAUUUACUGUUGUAAGUAAGUUGUGGUCUCCCAAAUAUGCAGAACAAGUAGAAUGGUUUGUCUUCUUUUGCUGAAGAACUGGAAAGAGAUGCAACCAGGCUGGUGUUCUGAGUUUUGUGUAUGUUUUUUUUUUUUGGGGGGGGGGGGAGCAGUAUUUGUGCAUAAAUUCAGCCGAUGACAUGUACUGAAAAGAGCAAUUUGGGAAGUAAUGUAAUUUUCCAUCCAUAUGUUGUAAUAAGUAAAGUAUUUGGCAUUUGAUUUAAAUGUACUAUACUUUACAUUUUCUACAAGUCAUGCUCAGUUCUUGUUUUGAAGAAAAUGUGUAUAGUUGCUGAACUAUAUUUCUUCUGGGAGGGAGAUGGGAAGGAAAAUGAGAAGUGCUACACAAAUGUACAGCUAAAACUAACCAGUUCACUUCAGUGCAGCAUCAUGAUUUUCCAUGCAUAUGUUGUUAGGUGUACAGUAAAUUACUUUUUGAUAUCUGAAUUAAAUGUUUUCAUAUUUAA
Molecule: messenger RNA, 3464 nt
Organism: Protopterus annectens (West African lungfish)
Lineage: Eukaryota; Metazoa; Chordata; Ceratodontiformes; Protopteridae
Gene: MCM2
Product: minichromosome maintenance complex component 2
Exons: 16
Coding region: 91-2745 (884 amino acids)
Biological process (GO): double-strand break repair via break-induced replication; DNA replication; mitotic DNA replication initiation
Cellular component (GO): MCM complex; nucleus
Molecular function (GO): single-stranded DNA binding; ATP binding; 3'-5' DNA helicase activity
Source: RefSeq, a predicted model, not a curated record